AUGGCCACAAAUACUACCAAAUCUAUACAUACUCUUAUUAUUGACGCAGGGCCAAUCAUCAAGAAUGAUCCCUCAGUCUCUACACUUCUUGGCCAAGCAGAAAAUCUCUACACUAUCCCCCUCGUUAUCGACGAAAUUAAAGAUGCCGUCACAAAAACCAGAUUCGAAACCACCCUGUUACCUUUCCUCAAAUUAAGAGCGCCGAGAUCAGCUAGCAUCAAGGUCAUAACAGAGUUCGCGCGAAAGACGGGAGAUUUGGAAGUACUCAGCAGACAAGAUAUCCAUUUGAUGGCCUUGGCUUAUGAGCUUGAAUGCGAACGAAACCAUGGAGAUUGGAGAUUACGAAGUGUGCCAGGACAAAAGAGGUUAAACGGACCCCCUCCUGCAUCAUUAAGUGGAGAGAAGCCUGUCGAUACCACCGAGAUCAAGCAAACGAACGAGGACAUCAAUACGUCUGCGCCUGAGAACGUCAUAAGUCAUCCAAUGCUCGAAGAUUCGACUGAAAUCGUCGAGCACCCAGUAGCUUUGAAGGAACCAAACCUCGAAACCAAAGGCGCAUGGGGAACAUCCAUAGUUCGCCCAACCGAAGAAUCCAACGUCGAGACAGAACCUCUUGAAAAGGCACUAGAAUCUACUCAUAUAUCCACCACUGAGGAACCAGAGAACACGGAGAAUCCAGCAGCAGAAGAAGUAUCCACAGAAGACCAGACUCAAGAACCAAUCGAGUCUGAAGUGACACCGGAAAGCGCCCUCGAUUCAUCGAAUAUAGAAGAAGUAGCCGCGUCCGAAUCCGAAGCCGAAGACGACGGCGAAGGAUGGAUCACGCCCUCCAACCUCAAGAAACACCAACAAAAAGACGGAAACGGCACCUUCGAGCCCCAAGAAGAACAAAAAGCCAUCCAAGUCGCAACCAUCACCACCGAUUUCGCCAUGCAAAACGUCAUGCUGCGCAUGAACCUCAACCUUCUCUCCUCCUCUCUGCAACGAAUCCGCCAACUCAAGACCUGGGUCCUGAGAUGCCACGCCUGUUUUAGCAUCACCCGAGACAUGACGAAGCAAUUCUGCGCGCGGUGCGGCAAACCUACUUUACUCCGAACCUCGUGUUCGACGGACAAGGAUGGAAAUGUCAAGGUCCAUCUCAAGAAGAACAUGCAAUGGAACAACCGAGGAAACGUAUACAGUGUGCCUAAGCCUGUUGCCGGAACCGCCAACGGAAAGAAUAUCAAGGGUGGUGGUAAGGGAGGAUGGGGAAAUGAGUUGAUAUUAGCCGAAGAUCAAAAGGAAUAUACGAGAGAAAUGGCCACUACAAAGAGAAAGAAGGACAAGGAUCUCAUGGAUGAAGAUUAUCUACCCAGUAUUUUGACUGGAGACCGUGGCAGAGCAGGUGGUAGACCAAAAGUUGGAGCGGGCAAGAAUGUUAAUUCCAAGAGACGAAAUUAG
Molecule: messenger RNA, 1440 nt
Organism: Sclerotinia borealis F-4128
Lineage: Eukaryota; Fungi; Ascomycota; Leotiomycetes; Helotiales; Sclerotiniaceae
Source: the annotation of a GenBank genome assembly